Molecule: messenger RNA, 945 nt
Organism: Plasmopara halstedii
Lineage: Eukaryota; Oomycota; Peronosporomycetes; Peronosporales; Peronosporaceae
Exons: 1
Coding region: 1-945 (314 amino acids)
Source: RefSeq, a predicted model, not a curated record
AUGCGUUCGGUUAUUGAAUGGGGCCACCGUAACCUUCGCGCCGAAGGCUUUUUCGACGAUGCUUGGGACUUUGUCACGGACGAGUCUUGUGGCUGCAAGGGUGUUCGACGGGCUUGUGUAUUUGUUGCUGGCUUGGCCUCCUUUGACGAUUAUGGCCUGACAGCGCAUGACCCUGAAAAUUAUUUCGGGUCUGAAAUUGGUGAUCAUUCGCCCUGCUGCACAAGCCGGCAGUACAUAACGUUAGCUACGAAGUUAAAUUCGUGGAAUGACAUGGUAUUUCAGCAGCGACUCAUCGAUUUGCUUGUUCAGGUAAGUAAUACAAGUGACGCCGCCACCGGAACGAUCAGGGACACGAUUUUUGUCGGUCACUCAAUGGGAAACCUUAUUCUGGCAGGCGCUAUUGCUCGCGGUCUCGCCAUUUUUGAUCAAUCAUCCGCUUGGGUUGCCGCAAGCGCUCCCAUGGAAGGAAGCAUGGGCUCAAAUUAUAUACAAGAAUGGUGCAACGGAGAUUACAAUGCUGUGGUUGACAAAAUCAUUGACUUGUUAGGAAAUUGCCCUACAAACGCUGGCGAGUUGUCGCUGGCCUACAAGGGUUCGAACUUGUCGUCACAAGCCUUAAACGACGCCUACAUUGCUGCACAAAAUGCUUACGCUACAAAUGUAACUGCAGUCAUGUGCAGCAACAGUUACCUGGGACUUGUAACAGUAAAGUCAGCUAUUUACGCUCUAGCUGGUCAGCUUUUACCGCACCACUCAUCUGAAAAUGAUGGCAUUGUGGAAUAUUCGAGCUGUGCAAUGGGCCUUCCUUUAGAUUCCUUUGACAAAACGUACGAAAGUAUGCGGUACAGGACAGGGCUAAACCACGUUGACACUUCAUUUCGGAACGGUGAUGGUGUCUUUGGCGAUAAGAAAAAGCCCUUAAAGUGGUUUGAAUGUCUUUUGUAA